Messenger RNA from Encephalitozoon cuniculi GB-M1, 387 nucleotides. RefSeq lists its product as uncharacterized. The transcript has a single exon. Gene Ontology annotation, molecular function: protein heterodimerization activity. Lineage: Eukaryota; Fungi; Microsporidia; Unikaryonidae. The coding region runs from base 1 to 387 and encodes 128 amino acids. The record is from RefSeq and is marked provisional.
AUGGUAGUAAUACAAGGAAAGGGAGGAAAAGCGGAUCCACGCGUUAUAGGUAAGGACGAAGAGCACCAGAAGAGCAUUGUGAAGCUGAGUCAGAUUAAGAAGAUCAUGAAGGACAGGACCAGGAUGAGGAUAUCGAAGGAUGCUCUUGUUGCUGUUUCAGCAUGUGUAAUGUACCUAAUCAGCGAGAUCACCGAUGGUGCCAAGAAUGUUGCAAGCACCGAUGGAAAGAAGAAGGUCAUGCCCAAGCACAUAAACAAUGCAAUCUGCAAUGACACCGAGCUGCACUUUGUGGGCCAUGACUGGCUAAUAAAGAACGGGGGAAUGAAGUCAUACAUUGCCCCUGGAGACUUUGCUGUGUCCAGCAAGAAGGGGUCCUCAAGGGACUGA